Molecule: messenger RNA, 690 nt
Organism: Bufo bufo (common toad)
Lineage: Eukaryota; Metazoa; Chordata; Amphibia; Anura; Bufonidae
Gene: MRPS23
Product: mitochondrial ribosomal protein S23
Exons: 5
Coding region: 165-662 (165 amino acids)
Biological process (GO): translation
Cellular component (GO): ribosome; mitochondrion
Molecular function (GO): structural constituent of ribosome
Source: RefSeq, a predicted model, not a curated record
GGCUAGAGUGUUGUGAUGUAUUAAUAAAAUCCAUAGCUUUUUUUGUAUUUCGACUUUGGGCAGCUUUCUCCAGUAACAAAUAUGGCCGCUGGGCGUUCUUUAGCCAGGACGAGUUAUAGAUGACCGAUGCAUGUAUUUGACGAAUCGGGAACAUCAUAGGCAGCAUGGCUGGCAGCAGACUGGAGAAGCUGGGAACUGUGUUCACCAGAACACGAGAUCUCAUGCGAGCUGGGGUAAUAAAGCGAAAUGAGAAGCCCAUCUGGUACGAUGUAUAUGCUGCUUUUCCACCAAAAAGGGAGCCAACCUAUGAGAAACCGCUCAACCGCAGGAACAAGCUGCCGGACAAUGUGCCUGCAAUUCUGUACAGUGAAGAUGUCAUACGCGCUAAAUUUUAUGAGACUUAUGGUGGUGCAGGAAUAUUUCAUUUAUACCGAAAAAACUUCAAAUCUAUUUGUCAAAGAUUUGUGGAAACAUACACAGAACUUCAAAAAGCAGGAGAAGUGAGUGAAGACAAGCUGUUUGAGGAGACCUCUAAAGCACUGCUUGCAGAAGGCAUUAUUUUAAGGAGGCCAGGUCCUUCAGGGGUCUCGCACCGGCAGUCUUCUGUACCAGAAAGCCAACCAGAGUCCACAGUGCAAUCUGCCACUGAAGAAGCCUCCUGAUUAGCGGAACGGACUACUCCCAACCCCC